AUGGCCGAACGCGUCGAGCGGCAAUUGAUGUCAUCGACGUCGCCGACGUCGGGAGACAUUGAGAAGAUUAAUACCGGCCGCAGCCUGGCAUCCAACGAAGAACCAGUCCCGGCCUUGGAACCUGGCGCUCACAAGCGCGGCAGUGACAGUCCCGACACACAGGUCGAGGACGGCAUUCGCUAUGACUACCUCGACUUCGACACCCACAUCCCGCUCGAUGAGUUCGACACAAUCCAAUCUUCGAUACCUCCGCCCAACCUCAAGAAGUACGAGUCGCCGCUCACGUGGUCGUCGAAGCAUAAGACCAUCAUCCUGAUACUGUGCUGUUGGUGUACCUUUACUGCCGCCUACAGCGCAGGCUCGUACUCGAUAGCGGCGAAUCCUCAACGAGCGAAAUGGCAUCUCGGGGAAGUCGCCUUCAAUACCGGCGUCACCACGUGGGCGACCGGCUUCGCAGUAUCACCUAUGUUCCUCGCGCCCUUUAGCGAAAUCAACGGGAGGCGGCCGGUAUUCAUCGGGUCGGCCAUCCUCUUCCUCGUGGGUCAGAUUGCCUGUGCCACGACACCUACCUUUGGCGGGAUGCUCGCUGCUCGAUUCCUGGUCGGAGCCGGAGCCAGCACGUUUGCGACCAUGGUGGGAGGAGUCGUCUCCGACAUGUAUGACGCCGAGGACCGCAAUACACCGAUGGCACUGUACAGUGGUUCCGCCUUGGCGGGCACGGGGAUAGGACCCCUUCUGUCUGGCUUCAUCAUCGGGCGUGCCCAUUUCCGCUGGGUCUACUACCACCAGAUCAUCUCGUUGAGCAUCAUGCUGGUUGUGGUAUACUUCUUCUUCAAGGAGACCAGGGGAUCGGUCCUGUUGAGCCGCCGAGCCAAGGUGUUGAACGACUAUCUCGAGAAGCUUGAGAACAGCACUCCGAAGUCUGAAAAUACCGGCGAGAAAGCCAAUUGCCCAGUCCGCCUCCGCUACAAAGUCGCCGCAGACGAAAGCCGCUCCUCGCUAGCACGCAUGCUCUACCUCUCCCUUACAAUUCCCUUCAAACUCCUCACCACCGAACCGGUCGUGUUUUUCUUCUCGCUCUGGGUCGCCUUUGCCUGGGCGCUUCUCUACAUGACUUUCUCUGUGAUCCCCUUGGUCUUCAUGAGCCGACACAAUUUCAACGUCGAGCAAUGCGGCGCCGUCUUUUCCGCAAUAGCAAUCGGAUCAAUACUUGCGACCCUGCUCUCCAUCUACCAAGAAAGGCUCGCGAAGAAACGAUGGCCGAAACUCAACAGCUCGCCCGAGGGCAGGUUAUAUUUCCCCUGUCUCGAAGGCGCCUUGCUUCCCAUCGGCCUCUUCUGGUUCGGCUGGACGACGUACUCGUCUAUUCCAUGGAUCUCACCCGUCCUCGCCAUCGGAUGUGCGCAGAUGGGCAUCUUUGUCAUCUACCUCGCCGUGUUCAACUACCUGGCCGACGUCUACCAUCGAUACGCCUCUUCAGCACUGGCAGCACAGUCGUUUUUGCGGAACAUCUUCGCGGCGGUAUUUCCUCUGUUUACGAACCAGAUGUUCACAAAUCUCGAUUACGCGCCGGCGAGUUCUCUACUGGGCGGAAUUGCCGCCUUGCUCACGCUUGUUCCUUGGGUGUUGCUUUUCAAGGGCGAGCAGAUUAGGGCCAGGAGUAAGAUUGCGAGGCAAAUCAUGGGGGACAAUGCGAAUUGA
Messenger RNA from Cladophialophora carrionii CBS 160.54, 1701 nucleotides. RefSeq lists its product as uncharacterized. Gene Ontology annotation, molecular function: transmembrane transporter activity. Bases 1 to 1701 code for a protein of 566 amino acids. The transcript has a single exon. Lineage: Eukaryota; Fungi; Ascomycota; Eurotiomycetes; Chaetothyriales; Herpotrichiellaceae. The record is from RefSeq and is a predicted model, not a curated record. Gene Ontology annotation, biological process: transmembrane transport.